CGUGGCUUGGGGUCCCGAAGGGCCUAGUGGACCGCUGCCCGAUCGCCACUCCCGCCGGUUCCCGGAGCUCUGGGGCCCGCCGGAAGCGACUUUGAGGGAGCAGCGAGCUGCAUGCACGCGACAUGGCCCUGGUGCCCUACGAGGAGACCGCGGGGACGGGGUUGCAGAAAUUCCACAAGCCUCUUGCCACCUUCUCCUUUGCGAACCACAGGAUCCAGAUUCGGCAGGACUGGAGACAGCUGGGGGUCGCCGCGGUGGUUUGGGACGCGGCUGUCGUUCUUUCCACGUACCUGGAGAUGGGAGCUGUGGAGCUCAGGGGCUGCCGUGCGGUGGAGCUGGGUGCCGGCACCGGGCUGGUGGGCAUAGUGGCUGCCCUGCUGGGUGCUCAUGUGACUAUCACGGAUCGAAAAGUAGCAUUAGAAUUUCUUAAAUCAAAUGUUCAAGCCAACUUACCCCCCCAUAUCCAGCCUAAAGCUGUUGUUAAGGAGCUGACUUGGGGACAAAAUUUGGGGAGUUAUUCACCUGGAGAAUUUGACCUGAUACUUGGAGCUGAUAUCAUAUAUUUAGAAGAAACAUUCACAGAUCUUCUUCAGACUUUGGAACAUCUCUGUAGCAACCGCUCCGUGAUUCUUUUAGCUUGCCGAAUUCGCUAUGAACGGGAUAACAACUUCUUAGCGAUGCUGGAGAGGCAGUUUAAUGUGAGUAAGGUUCACUAUGAUCCUGCCAAAGACGUGCAUAUUUACAAAGCGCAGAAGAGACACCAGAGGGAGGACCUGUAGUUGGCUGUGAUGUAGAAGAAUGUUAUUAUUGGGUGUGUCAGUAAAGGUCUGGGCCUGGGAAUCAAACCACACUGGAUGAAAUGGCUCCUGAACAAAAAGUCUAACCAAAGCACAUGUGCCGUUUGAAAACAGAGCACCACUUUGUCCCACUGCUGUGACUUUGCCGUCCUAGUUUACUCUGAAAACUGCUACUAGCAUGCUAAAGGAAUGUAUGAGGUGUUCUGUGACCCAUACUUCUGCCUCUUGAUAAACAAUUUUCACUGGUGAGAUAAUGAAGGGCUGAUAGAAAGCAGUCUUCAAAGCAGUGAGCUUGUUUUGGUGAGACUGACCCGUGCACAUUGUUUUAAAUACAUUCUGAGACACACGGUGAGCCCAGCUUUCUAAUUUUCUGAAUAUAAAACAAGAGGCUUCAGGUAUAUUCCCUGAGCUGUGAUGCUCUUGAAAUCUUUUGUCUGCCCCAUUUAGGUUUUAAAUACUUCUGAUUACUUGAGAUUGGGAUGGGAGUUCUCAGAGGUCUCAUUUCAUGCCUUUUGGCUUAAUUUCCGAUUUAGGUCUGUAAACGAAGUAAAAAUAAAAGUUUAGUUACUUUUUGAACACACCGUGUGCUGUGCAUGGGCCGCCUUCUUCAAAAGCUGUAGUUUUCCCUUGGCACUCCCCUUUCUCAGAUGUUCCUGUAUUUCUUUCCUAGGAUUUCUCCUCCUUCGUAUAAUGCAUAAGGUGACAAUGUGUUAGCUCCCCAAGGAGUUCCUUCCACAUUGUGCUUGUAAUUGCUUAUUCCAAGUCUGGAUUCCCUGGAAGACUGGGAGCUUCUGGAGGCCAGGCCCACUGGUGCCACCUCCAGGACUGCCUCCCAGCCAAAUACUCCGUGUGUGAAAAACAUGCAUUCCAUUUAGAGUGUACUGGUCUUUGGGUUAAAUGAUUGCUCAUUGUUUUAUGAUUAUCUUUGACAGACUAUGAAUGAAGUCUCUCUCUCUCUCUCUCUCUUAUUUUUUUUAAACAAUGUAAAAAUUUAACAGUGUAAGCAAAUUCAGAUGACAAGAAUUAUAAUCUCAGUAUGAUAGUUGGUACUGGAGAUCUGCUUUGUAAAACAUUGGAAACAAGACAUCCUUCCUCUUCACCUUUUAAUGACUAUCUUGGAUGUGACAGCACCCAAUACCUUAUUUUCUACAUAUAUUUUAGAGGUUUUAUUUUUAA
This is a messenger RNA of Hyaena hyaena (striped hyena), 1973 nucleotides long. RefSeq names its product methyltransferase like 21A (gene METTL21A). Lineage: Eukaryota; Metazoa; Chordata; Mammalia; Carnivora; Hyaenidae. The transcript has 4 exons. Gene Ontology annotation, molecular function: protein-lysine N-methyltransferase activity. The record is from RefSeq and is a predicted model, not a curated record. The coding region runs from base 123 to 779 and encodes 218 amino acids. Gene Ontology annotation, biological process: peptidyl-lysine methylation. Gene Ontology annotation, cellular component: cytosol; cytoplasm.